UAACAGUGAAAGUUCAAAUCCUAAAAGAUACAUCUCAUGCGAUUAUUCAAAAGAGGGGAAACACCCAGGCGACUAUAAAUAUCAAAAUCGUGAAGUCUUUUGCACCAUUCACCUUUUAACAUCUUGAACAAACACAAACAUGAGGGCAUUCCAAGUGAUAGCUUUGGUUCUCGCCGCCGCUGCUUUAACCUCUUGCGAGGAGGCUAAAAAGCAAGAAAAGAGAGGCCUUAUCGGUCUAGGAUACGGAUAUGGCAGUGGCCUCAGUCAUGGAGGAUCAGGCCUAUCUGGUGCCUAUGGCCUCUCCGGUGGGUACGCCCUUGGAGGUUAUGGACUUGGAUCUGGACUGGGAGGACUUGGAGGUGGAUUGGGAGGUGGAUUAGGAGGUGGACUAGGAGGCGGAAUCAACACAGUUACUACCAUCAACAGAGCAGUCCCAGUUCCAGUUCCCCAACCUUACCCAGUAACUGUGAAUCGUCCAGUACCAGUUCCAGUGGCUCAACCCGUUCCAGUUCCAGUAGAUCGUCCAGUAGCAGUUCCAGUUCCCCAACCCUACCCAGUUACCGUCAACCGUCCAUACCCUGUCGAAGUACCACGUCCAUACCCAGUACCACAUGCAGUACCUGUACCUGUCAGAGUACCCCAUCCAGUACCUGUAUCUGUACCAGCCCCAUACCCUGUAAAUGUACCAGUACCUCAACCCGUUGCUGUACCAGUAGCUGUCAGUGUUGGUGGUGGCAUUGGAGGAGGAUUUGGGCGUGGUCUUGGAGGCGGUUAUGGUCUUGGAGGUGGAUAUGGUCUUGGUUCCGGACUAGGUGGACAUGGAAUCAUUUCUGGAGGUUAUGGAUCCCUUUCUGGUGGUCAUGGAUACAUCUCUCAUCACUAAAUGUUUACGGAUUCUUUAUAAUCAGACUGUCUGUAAAAUAUACGAGCCAAUGAAAGUAUUGUGACCAUGUACAUAUAGUGAGCAAAUAUAAUUAUUACCACAAAA
Molecule: messenger RNA, 988 nt
Organism: Harmonia axyridis
Lineage: Eukaryota; Metazoa; Arthropoda; Insecta; Coleoptera; Coccinellidae
Product: glycine-rich protein 5-like
Exons: 2
Coding region: 140-883 (247 amino acids)
Source: RefSeq, a predicted model, not a curated record